UCAGAAGCAGGGAGACAAGGUUGGGUGGUAGGGCCAUGCUUUCUGUCUCCAUAAUAAGUUAACACAGCCCAAGUCUUUUAGACGCAAGGACUGGAUGGUGACCAUAGCAAAAUUCUGCUGCUAAGAGGUUUGGAGGGAAGGGACAUCUGGAAUGUGAAUACUGAUUUGUUCUUACUCUGGAUAAAAUGUUUUGUGCUGCCCGUGUGGCUCCUGGGUCUGCUGUUGUGAACAAGUUUGCACAGAACUGAUCCUUUGAGGGUGCUGAUAGAACACCAGCUGAGCCUACUACAGGCCAAGACCAAAAUAGCACUCAACAGUGACAGCCAUGAGCCCAGCACCAGGGCCACCUUACCAAAGUCAUGGUUGUACAGACUUUCAGGAUAUCCCUGCAGCCAAGGCCAAGAAUUACAGGCUAGAAAGACCAGAUGCGUCUGCAGAAGCAGGGACCCACUGUAAGCCCUAAAAUGUGACUCCUCACAUGAUCCCACUGUGAUCGCCGUGUGGGUGGAGCUUGCAGCUCUCCAGCCCUGGGCUGUACAGUUCACAGAGAAGCCAAGGGACAUUGCUACUCUGGGACUGUAACCUGUUCAAGAGAGACACCAUCCACUGGUCUCUGCAGCUUUCUUGAUUUGCGUGGAUGAUGGCGGAAGAAGAAAGCAGCCCCUUGCUGUCUCAGGACACCGCUGGCCAAGAGUACCCACUCACCAGGGACAGUCUACCUGCUGCAAAUAUUACAUAUCCAACACUCUGGAAGAAUCAGAAAGGGGCCUGGGGCUGCAGAUGCUGUCCUGGGGCAAAGCACCAGUCCUGGAGGGGAGGCCAGGCCUCCUCCCUCCCCCUUUCCACGGGGAGCAGCUGUGUCAAGUAUCUGAUUUUCCUCUCUAACUUUCUCUUCUCCCUCCCUGCUCUGCUGGCCCUAGCUGCAGGGCUCUGGGGCCUGGCUGUUAAAAGGUCUCAGGGAAGUGGCUGGGGUGAACCCCUGCCGACAGAUCCUAUGCUGGUGCUGAUGCUAGGAGGCCUGGUGGUCAGUGUGGUGAGCCUGUCCGGAUGUCUGGGUGCUUUCUGUGAGAACAGCUGCCUACUGCACUGCUACUAUGGGGCUGUCCUCUCCUGUCUGGCACUGGAAGCCCUGGCAGGGGCUCUAGUGGUGACCCUCUGGGACCCACUGCAGGACAGCCUGAAGCGUACACUUCACCUAGCCAUCAUACACUACUGGAAUGACCCAGACCUGCACUUCCUCCUUGACCAAGUCCAGCUGGGGCUGCAAUGCUGUGGGGCAGAAUCCUACCAGGACUGGCAACAGAACCUGUACUUUAACUGCAGCUCUCCCGGGGUGCAAGCCUGCAGCCUUCCUGCCUCCUGCUGCAUCAACCUCCAGGAAGACGGAGCUGUAGUGAACACUCAGUGUGGUUUGGGGGCAUUGCAUCUGGACCCAAAUGCAGCUGGACAAGUAGUGUACCUGCAGGGCUGCUGGCCCGUGCUGCAAGAAUGGCUGCGAGGGAACGUUGGUGCCAUAGGCGGCUGUGCUGUGGCUGUUAUCAUGAUCCAAGGGACUGAACUCCUGUUGGCUGCCUGCCUGCUACGGGCCCUAGCUGUCCACAAGGCGCAGAGGACAUAGAACCAGGCCCUUUGCAAGCCGCUAGCAGUACCCUCCCCACCGACCGCAGCUCAGAAGACUGCAAUGCAGACCAUGUUCCGAGCUUCUCCCACCUUCCAGGGAAGGUGACAGACCCCUGGGCUUCCACUCCUGGCCCUGGCUUCUUUGCCACAUCUGUUCUAUCAGUCCCCAAGGCUCACCCAGAUGGCCUUUGUGCUGGUCCAAUUUCACAAUUUCAGUCCUGAUUUCUCAGGACCCAGCCAAGCCCAUGGCUGGCUUUUGCAAAGGCCACCGCAGUGGUCUGUGUCUGCACAUACCUGCAUGCCCUGCACCCCACUAGAUGGCAGAAGGAGCCAGGGCUGGGGGCUCCCACUUCCAAUCUGGGUCACCUUCCCUGAUCAGUCUCACGCUGACUGGCUCUUGGACCCCAUUUCAUUACUGCUCGCUUCUCACAGGCCUCCUCUUGCUUUCUGGUCUUUGGUAGGACAUAGGGUAAUACCCAGAGCAUACCCUGUAGAAAACUUGUUUUGGUAGGAGGAAGACUUUGCUUAUCAGUGUGUCUGUUCAUAUUUGUACAGUAAACUACAGAUCUCAUAACUGGUGCUGUCUUUCAAAAAUCAGAAUGGAGACCAUUCCCAGUUUCCCGGCUAGGGCUGACAGCCAGUAGUAGGCAGCCCAACUCUGAUUUUAUCUGUAGAGUUAACAUGGUCAGUCUGUGGCUGUCUUAUAAGUGGAGUCUUUUUCUCUUCUUUUCUGUCUUUUUUUAAAAGAUGCAUUUGUUAUAUAUAAGUACUGUGACACACUAGAAGAGGGUAUCAGAUCUCAUUACAAAUGGUUGUAAGCCACCAUGUGGUUCCUGGGAUUUGAACUCAGGACCUUUGGAAGAGCAGUCAGUACUCUUAACCUCUGAGCCAUCUCUCCAGCCCAUUUUUUUCUCUUUUGACAGAGUCUCAUGUAUUGCAGGCUAGCUUUGACCUCCCUAUGUAGCUCAGGAUGACCUGUCUUCAGCACUCUCCUGCCUCCGGCUCUCCAGUGCUCAGAUUACAAGUGUGUACCACCAGGGCCAGCACUGAAGGCCCUUCUGAAAGCCACUUUCUGGCCAUGCCCAGAGAAUAAGAAACACUUACCCUAAAUGUUGUGGGUGCUUUGGGGUGAAUUCACCCUUACCUCACCCCUGUGUGUGGGGUUCUCAGGUUACUGGGGGUGCACGGCAGCUGUCAGUUGUCAGUCUUAGGAUGGACUGGUGAGGCCAUGAAGCUACUCACUAAAUGCCCAUGUUUAAGUUUCUAGUUUUUGUCCUUUCCCACUCUUCUUGAAGACUAUGCAUCACUGACUAUGGCCACUAGAAGUGAGGGUCACGGGCUGGAGAGAUGGCUCAGUGGUUAAGGGUACUGACUGCUCUUCCAGAGGUCCUGAGUUCAACUCCCAGCAACCACAUGGUGGCUCACAACCAUCUGUAAUGAGAUCUGGUGCCCUCUUCUGGUGUGUCUGAAGACAGCUACAGUGUACUCAUAUAUAAUAAAUGAAUAAAAAAAAAAAAAGAAGUGAGGGUCACAGUCACGCUCAUAUGUCUGGGACCUCAAGACUCACGGAGAAUGGGAUCUGCAGAAUUUUUCUAUUUCUCUUCCUGGCCAGUCUCUCCUACCUCUACCUGCCCUGGUCCUUCCUUCACGGUGCUGAUAAAGCAACCCUCCUGUAGGUACAGCUUUCACCAACGAACCUCAGAUAAGCAAGGACAUAGCUAAUUUUAUUUCGAAAUAGGGACAAGGGACAAGAGUAUGUUGGGAAGGUUGGUAUAAUGGGUGGGGUAGCUUAGUCUCUCUUGCCAC
Rattus norvegicus (Norway rat) is the source of this 3426-nucleotide messenger RNA. The record is from RefSeq and is a predicted model, not a curated record. Lineage: Eukaryota; Metazoa; Chordata; Mammalia; Rodentia; Muridae.